GGUAGUCACAUGUUUGCUUGGCGGAAGCAAAACGCGUGAGACGGGACGCGCUUUUAGCUUAACAAGAAAGAAUAGCAUUGAGUUGAGACGUUUAAACUCUGACUGUUUCCCCUUUGGUAGUUGUUUCGUUUCAUAUAUGAGCAGACAUGGCGAUCACUCUGGAUUUUAGGACCCAUGCUGACCAGUCUUGCAGAUAUGCUGAAGAGUUUGUCAACAUUUACUACGACUGUGUGGACAAGAAAAGGAGGAAUCUGACCCGGCUCUACCUGGACAAAGCCACCUUGGUGUGGAACGGGAAUGCAGUUUCGGGGCAGGAUGCUCUGGGAGAGUUCUUUGAGUCACUGCCAUCGAGCGAGUUCCAGCUCCUAACUCUGGAUUGUCAGCCGGUUCACGAACAAGCAACCCAAGGCCAGACCACGUUGCUGGUAGUGACCGGUGGGAUUGCCAAGUUUGAAGGGAACAAACAGCGUUUUUUCAACCAGAAUUUUCUCCUCACAGCUCAGGCUUCACCAAACAGCGAUCAGCCGGUCUGGAAGAUCGCCAGUGACUGUUUCAGAUUUCAAGACUGGAAUAGCUGAGCUGAGCCUGGUCUCAAAAUAAUGUGCUUAUAAACCUCGAUGCUUUUGUACUUUCUGUUUGUAAAAUAAAAAAAUUGUGAAAUUCA
This is a messenger RNA of Girardinichthys multiradiatus, 664 nucleotides long. It is a transcript of the gene nxt2, whose product is annotated as nuclear transport factor 2-like export factor 2. Gene Ontology annotation, biological process: protein import into nucleus. Lineage: Eukaryota; Metazoa; Chordata; Actinopteri; Cyprinodontiformes; Goodeidae. Bases 147 to 578 code for a protein of 143 amino acids. The record is from RefSeq and is a predicted model, not a curated record. Gene Ontology annotation, cellular component: nuclear pore central transport channel. The transcript has 4 exons.